CAGCCGAGGAGUGGGUGUGCCCGCCCCGGCCUAGUCGCCUCGGGACUGCAUUUCCCAGCGGCCCCAGCGCGCCCCUACCCGUGCCCCAUCAGCUGACAGAGCCGCCUGACGGGAGAGGCACUCCCCGGCCCGGGGCUGGGGAGUCACAGCCGCCACCCACCAGAGUCCUGGGGGUAGCUGUCCGGUCUGCAUGUGCGGAAGGAACCCUCGUCCCCAACCCUGGAGGGGGUCAAGCCCCGCUGCCUCCGCCCCUUUCGUGACUGACUCCCAACCCUAGAGCCCACCCCUCUGGUUUAGGCUCUGUCACUCCUGACCGUUUGUCUCCCCAGGGAUCUCGAGCGGGGUCGGUGCUGCAGCGAGAGCCGAGGCAAAAUGUCCCCAGAAUCCAAAAAGCUGUUCAACAUCGUUAUUUUAGGCGUUGCCUUUAUGUUUAUGUUCACUGCCUUUCAAACUUGUGGGAAUGUGGCGCAAACUGUUAUCAGAAGCCUAAACAGCACAGAUUUUCAUGGCAGUGGAUAUACCAGCAUGGCAAUUAUUUAUGGAGUGUUCUCUGCUUCAAACUUGAUUACACCUUCGGUUGUAGCCAUAGUGGGACCUCAACUAUCUAUGUUUGCUAGUGGUUUAUUUUAUAGCAUAUACAUUGCCGUUUUUAUCCAGCCUUUCACAUGGUCCUUCUACACAGCAUCUGUUUUCAUUGGGAUUGCAGCUGCUGUACUUUGGACAGCACAAGGAAAUUGCCUUACAGUAAAUUCAGAUGAAAAUACAAUUGGAAGAAACAGUGGAAUUUUCUGGGCACUCUUGCAGUCCAGCUUGUUUUUUGGAAAUCUUUACAUUUAUCUUGCUUGGCAAGGAAAAACUCAAAUAUCAGAGAAUGACCGAAGAACAGUUUUUAUUGCUCUGACGGUGAUUAGCCUUGUGGGAACAGUUCUUUUCUUUCUCAUUAGGAAACCAGACCCUGAUAAUGUAUUGGGAGAUGAUGAGUCCUCUGAUAAUGAGAGUCUGGAAGUCAACAUGUCUGUUCAGAACAACAUGACAAAGGCAGUAGAUGCAUUUAAAAAAUCUCUUAAAUUGUGUGUCACCAAAGAAAUCCUGUAUCUCAGUGUUACAACAGCCUAUACAGGCCUGGAAUUAACAUUCUUCUCUGGUGUGUAUGGAACAUGUAUUGGUGCUGUAAAUCAGUUUGGCACAGAAGAAAAAAGCCUUAUUGGACUUUCUGGCAUUUUCAUCGGCAUUGGAGAAAUUUUAGGUGGAAGUCUCUUUGGCUUAUUAAGCAAGAACAGUCGUUUUGGCAGGAACCCAGUUGUGCUGUUGGGCAUUUUUGUGCAUUUUGUAGCUUUUUAUUUAAUUUUUCUUAACAUUCCAAGUGAUGCCCCAGUUGCUCCUCUUGAAGGAACUGAUAGCAAUGCUUAUAUCAGUUCAAGCAAAGAGAUUGCCCUAUUUUGCAGCUUUCUAUUGGGUCUUGGAGAUAGCUGCUUUAACACCCAAUUAAUUAGUAUUUUGGGUUUCCUUUAUUCAGAAGAUAGUGCACCUGCUUUUGCGAUCUUUAAGUUUGUUCAGUCUGUCUGUGCAGCAGUGGCAUUUUUCUACAGCAACUACCUUCUGCUUCAUUGGCAACUUCUGGUCAUGGUGAUAUUUGGCUUUUUUGGAACUCUUUCCUUCUUCACCGUGGAAUGGGAAGCUGCUGAUUUUGUAGCUCGAGGCUCAGAGUACAGAAGCAUUUGAUCUCACAUUUAAAGCAUUUUUAUUUAAAAAACUUGGCAAAAUGGGAAGAAUUCAAGGUCGCAGAAGUUUGAAUGAAGGAGCUACUGUCAACUUAAACAGUAUAAUGGAUGGCAGCAAUCAUUGUGGAAAAAAAAGACUCUCAGCCAAAGUUGGUCAAGUUUACAGACAUAGGAUAUUUAAAGGUUGAAAUAAUGAGACAUUUUUUGAACCAUUUUUGUUGAAUAAAUUCUGUUUUUAUAAUUGUGUUAUAAAAUAUUAGUAUUGUUCCUCUUCUAUUCUUAGCUAUUGAACAUGUAUCUUUUAAAGAUUCCUGCUGUACAUGGAGUAUGUUGUAUUAUUAUACAUUAUUGAAAAAUAGCUAUAACACAUGACCAUAUAUCUGUGAGAAUUAAAUUUAAAGUUUUAGGGCAGGCUCAAAUGGAAAUCUCAGCUUUCAAAAGGUUUAUACUUUAACUUCUAUUAAACAUAUUGCUCACUAAUCCCUUUUUCAAAUUACAGUUUAUAUAGUAGAGGCUGAGUUUUAAAAAUCAAAGCAAAGGAAGAUUAUUACAAAGUUAUAGAUUGUAAGGAGGCUUUAAAAAACAUUAAGCUAAGUGAUACAAUGAACAAAAAUGUAACAACCAUGUUAGAAUCUUGCCUAUAGUUCUCCUGGGAAGAUGUUAUACAAAAUGUCCAUUAUGUGCUGGUAACAUUUGCACUCUAAUCCUGGAUUGCCAUGGUCAAUGAGAAAAAUAAAUUAUUCAAAAUUAUUCCUUAUUUUCUUCAAUUAAAAUGCUAGAGAUAGCUAUAGAUCUUUGAGAGAGAAAUUUAAAUAUUGAGGGAAGUGCUCAAGUGGAAAUCUUGACUAUCUCCCUGUAUUUAUUUUUAAAUAGAAUAUUUAAUGUUCAGAUUGAGAAUUUUUAUUAUGAAGUUGUCAGCUACAGGCUGAAAGGGAGAAGGGGAAAAAGCCUGCAUUUGAUUAGGAUUUAAAAUUCAGCAAAUAUUUUAAAGUAUGUACUAUGUUUAAGGCACUACUAAACACUAGAAUCGGGAAAAUUGAUUUAAAAGUAUUGAAUUUUCCUUUUUCUGCCAUAUUAAUAAGGUUGUAAAAGUCUCUAUUACAUCUUAUUGGCUUAGGUUAAAUACAGUUAUCAAACAUAAAGGAUAUUAAUAAUUGUUAAGUACAGCUUCAGAAGUAGCAUGAAAUAAGAUAUACUGAACCAUGUUUUAUUUACCUAGGUCUUAAAGUUGUCUAUGGUUAAGAUGAAAAAUUCCUCCAAUAUAUUGCCUCAGACCACUUAAUGUCCCACUCUCCUCCCUUGUCCCUUUGUUUCCAAUGGUUCUUCACAGCUGUAGAAUAAAAAUGCUAAGUAGCUCCUGAGCAUUGUAAUUCGCGGGAAUAUAAUUCAACCAAAAUACUAUGGUAUUCAUCAUCUAUAGAUUGCUAGUAGUGUUGUCAAGAAGGGAAUUAAAGUGAAGGUGUUUAACUGAAUUGAUUAGAAACUUGAGUUCUCCCUGACUGCCACUGAUAUGCUUUGUGCUCAGUAACUCACUUUAAAUUUUGUACUCAGUUUUCAUAUCUAUAAAUGGGGAUGGCAACCUUAAAGAUUUGCACAAUGGAUCUUUGGAUGAGAGAUGGAGAGUACUGCUAUUUAAAUUUCAGUAAAAUAUGGGGUAAGGUUAAUAAAGUAUUGAAAAAGCUUUUCACUGUGUAGCUUUAUAGAAUCAGUCUCAUCAUAGUCUCAUUCAGAGAUGCAGAGAUGCAGUGAUUUGAUCUACCCAUAAUAUUUUUGUGAGCACCAAGUGACUUCAUUUUAACAUUUCAAAUUUAAUAUAUUAUGUGUAUGUUAAAAAUUUUCUUGACAUUUUGGGUGUCUUCCUUCCCAUACCCAAAAUUAUGGGAAAUUUUCAACCUUAGCUUUGAAGCUUCUUAACACAUUUUCUUUCUCUGGGUACUAAUAAAGGAUAGAUAUCUUACUUUCUUAAUUUUUAGAAUACAAAUCAGUUGCUAACGGAUGGGUAGAACGUUUAGGUAACAAAAUUACCUGAGAAAGAACAAGCCUUGUCAUUUGUUUUCAUCAUUGGUGGUGUUCCUUAGAGUAAUAUAGAUAGAAAAGCCUUGUAAUAAAAGCAGUCCUGGACUUAAUCUUGAAAGAUUCAGGAUUGCCAAACAGUCUGUUAACUGUUUUCUCCAGACCUUAAUACCUGGUGUUGGUCUGCUGUGACUUAAAGAACCACAUACGGGCUUUUUCUAGAUCAAGGGUUAUUAAACUAGAGAUUAUCUGUACUUGAGCUUUUUUUUUAUUCUGAUAACUGUUUCAAUGUAAUGAGUUUCCUUUUAAUUCUGUGUAUUUUAUUUUAUGCAUUUAAAAACAUUCUGAGAAAGGAUCCAUAAACUUCACCAGACUGCCAAAGGAGUCCAGACACAAAAAAAGAAGUUUAAGAAAACCCCUCUACUAGAUGAAUAAAUGGACUCAGGGUUAGGGAUAGUUUAAAAAUGUUGCUGAGCAAACAUCUCCUAAUUUUUCAAAAUUCUGCAGUAUUCUUUUUCCCUUCCUUCUAAUGUCAGUCUUAUAUUUGUAUUGAUAUGUGAUUCCAAGAAAUGCUUUUCAAUCAGAUUUUAUAGAAAAGUCUAUCAUACAAUUUAAGUUAUAACAUUGAAGAAGGAAUUGCUUUCCCCAUAUAAAAGAAAAUUAUUUACAUACAUAUUUUAAAUUAUACAGUAAUGAUAAAUAUACUAGAGGCCCUUGGUAGGUGAUCUCACCUGUGAAAAGGUUGUGACUAUUGAUCCUUAAGGAUUCAUUAUUAUUAUUGGUUUAGCACCUUAGUCUUUAUUUUACAUCUUAAAAAAAUCUUUGAGGUUUGAGGAGAGCUUUUUGUUGACAUAUUAAUGAAGACAAGGAUUGCUAAUGAAAGAAUAUAUUAAGGAGAAUUAAAUGUUUUUCUGUAUUUUUUUUUUGGUGAGUAAAUUAUUUAAAUAAAGAAGAGAACAGCAAA
This is a messenger RNA of Phascolarctos cinereus (koala), 4698 nucleotides long. It is a transcript of the gene MFSD11, whose product is annotated as major facilitator superfamily domain containing 11. Lineage: Eukaryota; Metazoa; Chordata; Mammalia; Diprotodontia; Phascolarctidae. The record is from RefSeq and is a predicted model, not a curated record.